CGAAUUUUCAGUCUACCGGUGUCCUUCGUAGUGUUCGGGUAACAGCUGUAGAAAGUUAGAGCGAAGAGCAACGAUGUACUUCCUGGCGUUAAUAGUGGGAACGGUGGUAUAUCUCGUGAUUCAAUAUGUGCGUCAGCAUCGUAGGUUGAAGAAAAUUGCGGCCCAUUUCGGUGGACCGAAGCCACUGCCGGUGCUUGGAAACCUGUUGGAAUUCAAUACAACGGAUGUGCCAGGUAUUUUCGAGGUCGGAAUCAAACUUCUGAAGGCCCACGCUCCGGAUACAUUCUUCUGGGGUAUUUUCAAUCUGUACCUGUUGGUGGUGAGCAGCUCGAAGAAUGUCGAAAAGGUUUUGCUGGCCAAAAACGCCCAGAAAUCGUUAAUUUACACCUUUCUGGAGUCCUGGCUAGGUACGGGACUGCUGCUGUCCAGUGGCGAAAAAUGGUUCCAGCGACGGCGAAUCAUCACUCCGGCAUUUCACUUUAAAAUACUGGAAGAAUUUGUAGUGGUGUUUAACAAGGAGGCGGACAUAAUGGUGGCUAACUUGCAGAAGCACGUCGAUGGGAAGGAGUUUGAUAUCUACUCCUAUGUGACACUGAUGGCACUGGAUAGUAUCUGUGAAACGUCUAUGGGUACUUCAGUCAACGCUCAAAACGAUCCGGACAACGAUUACGUGAAAAGUGUUAAAAGCAUGUCGGUUUUGUUCCUGAAGAGAAUUUUUGACCCUCUAGCCGGUUAUCCUGUGCUGUAUGAGCUUGUCCAUCCUCGGGCCUAUACACAGCGGAAGAUCGUUAAUCAACUGCAUAAAUUCACUGAUUCUGUAAUAGCUGAACGUAGGAAACAACUGCUGAAAGAUAAUGGCAGUAAGGUGUCAAACUUCGAUCAGAACGACGAAAAUAUUUACUCUAAACAAAGAAUGACAUUUUUGGAUCUGCUGUUAAAUGUUGAUGUGGACGGCGAACCAUUGGACGAUAUCGAAAUUCGUGAGGAGGUGGACACCUUCAUGUUUGAGGGUCAUGACACUACCACCAGUGGAAUUUCGUUUUCCAUCUAUGAGCUAGCCAAAAAUCCGCAUGUUCAGGAUAAAAUCUACGAUGAAAUUGUGAAUGUGCUUGGCAAAAAUCAUCAGGAGGUCACUUUAACGUAUCAGGCGCUGCAAGAAUUUCGUUAUUUAGAGAUGGUCAUCAAAGAGACGCUGCGGUUGUACCCUUCAGUACCAUUUAUUGGUCGCCAUCUGAUGGAGGAUACAGAAUUAGAUGGGAUUACUCUUCCAGCCGGAGUGGAAGUAUUGAUAUCGAUCUACAUGAUUCACCGCAAUCCCGACGUUUUUCCCGAUCCCGAUCGGUUCGAUCCGGAACGGUUUUCGGAGAAUGCGGAAUCCAAACGGGGGCCCUACGAUUACAUCCCGUUCAGCGCUGGGGCUAGAAACUGUAUCGGCCAACGGUUCGCUAUGCUAGAGCUAAAGGCCACACUAAUCAAGUUGAUAUCCAACUAUCGCAUUUUACCGGGCGAAUCGCUGCGGAAGCUACGGCUGAAGACGGAUUUAGUCAUACGACCCCAUAUGGGAGUGCCGGUCAAGCUGAUGAAGAGAGUCUAAUGGUGCUAGGAAAUUCCUGUUUGGGGAUCGGGUAUUAUCGUUUCGGAUAUUGGUUUGCAAUAAAACUUGUUUGAACAAUUUACUAAA
Molecule: messenger RNA, 1681 nt
Organism: Wyeomyia smithii (pitcher-plant mosquito)
Lineage: Eukaryota; Metazoa; Arthropoda; Insecta; Diptera; Culicidae
Product: cytochrome P450 4C1-like
Exons: 6
Coding region: 74-1594 (506 amino acids)
Molecular function (GO): iron ion binding; monooxygenase activity; oxidoreductase activity, acting on paired donors, with incorporation or reduction of molecular oxygen
Source: RefSeq, a predicted model, not a curated record